Messenger RNA from Spodoptera frugiperda (fall armyworm), 6313 nucleotides. It is a transcript of the gene Hip1, whose product is annotated as huntingtin-interacting protein 1. Gene Ontology annotation, cellular component: clathrin-coated vesicle; actin cortical patch. The record is from RefSeq and is a predicted model, not a curated record. The transcript has 25 exons. Lineage: Eukaryota; Metazoa; Arthropoda; Insecta; Lepidoptera; Noctuidae. Gene Ontology annotation, molecular function: phosphatidylinositol-3,4-bisphosphate binding; clathrin light chain binding; actin filament binding. Gene Ontology annotation, biological process: endocytosis; clathrin coat assembly; actin filament organization. Bases 442 to 4971 code for a protein of 1509 amino acids.
CAUAUUUCAUAAAUUCAUUCAUUUUUUGUGGGCGGACGGCAGACGUGUUGUAUGUUGAUAAAUUCGUAACUAUUUUAUUUACGUUAUUUUUAAGGAUAAAUAACAAUUUGAAAGGUUAAAUUUAUUUGUAAAAAUCAGUUAAUAUUUAAGCUAAAGUGCUGAAUUGUGUAGAAGCAGUGAUUGAGGGAAACCUAGUUCGCCCUCAUUUAAAAAAUUAAAUCGUGUCGUGUUUGGUCUAAGUACCACCGCCAGUUGCUAUUUUUCGUAGGUGUGUUUUGCAUGUGUGUACUCUAUGGCGUCAUUAUCCUUGCCUCGAGUCCUUCAGUUGAAGAAGAACAGCUUGGAUGCUGAACGCGAGCAGUUUGAGAAGUUUCAGCGCCACAGCUCGGCACUUAACUAAUGCAUGCAGCUGAUUCAGACACCGCUCUCCACUAACACGCUAUGGCGAACCCCAACGACAAGCGCUUCUAUCAGCUGACAUUAGCUAUACAGAAGGCUAUCAACGCCAACGAGACUCCGGUCAAAGAGAAACAUGUUCGGAGCACUCUUAUUGGGACCUUCAAGGAACAAAGCGCCGUCACCUACUGGAUGGUCGCCAUACGUCUCCCGCUACAAGAGAACCGCAUCGUGGCAUGGAAGUUUUGUCACGUGACACACAAACUGCUGCGCGAGGGUCACCCCGCCUGCCUCGAUGACUCGCAGCGACAUAUUGGCAUGAUCGAGAACUUGGGGAAGCUGUGGGUACAUUUACGCGAAGGCUACGGCAAGCUAGUUCACCUAUACUGCAACUUGUUGGUGUGCAAGCUGAAGUUCCACGCGCGCAACCCUCGCUUCCCCGGCAACAUGCAGCUCACUGCUGAGGAGUUGGACGCCAUCGCGGAGAACGAUGUCAAUAACUAUUUCCAGCUCUGCGUGGAAUUGUUCGACUACAUGGAUGAAAUUUUGAAUUUGCAAGCAGCAGUAUUCGACAGCUUGGGCAACGCGCGCGCUAACUCGAUGACUGCGAGCGGGCAGUGUCGGCUGGCGGCGCUGAUCCCGUGCGCCCAGGACGCGUCGCAGCUCUACGACUGCAACGUCAGGCUGCUGUUCCGACUGCACGCCUCGCUGCCCUCCGACACCCUCGCCGGACAUCGGGAGAGAUUCCGACAACAGUUUAAGAAGUUGAGCUCGUUCUACAAGCACGCCAGCAGUCUCCAAUACUACAGGAACCUCCUCACGCUGCCCGUCCUCCCUUCCAACCCACCUAACUUCUUGCAACAGUCUGACUUCGGUACAUACGUGACUCCAGUAGUUACCAUCCCAGAGCCGCCGCCAGACGAGAUCGACUCCGUUGGUUCCCUCAUCGACACCUCAGAUACUAUGAGUCAGGCAACUAUGGACAAUCUAGAAGACUUCGACCGUCCCUCGCCGUCUCCACAGCCCGACCCAAUCGUAGAACGCGACCGACUCAUCGACCACUUGCAAAACGAACUCAAGAGGAUGAGGUCGGAAGUGUCACAGUUGGUUCAAGAAAGAAACACAAUGAUAGGAUCUAUGAGGGAGCACUGUUCACGUAUUGAAAGCCAACUGCAUAAUGCCAAGGUAGAAUUAGAAGAAGAAAAACAUAAAGCGGAAAUAUUGGCUGUACAAACACCAGAAAUUAAACAAAAACUGACGGAAACCGAAGAGAAAGCCAAAGUGACAGAUGAGAAGUUCCAGAAGUUAAAAGGAGCGUACACACAGCUUAGGGAAGAACACAUUACUUUAAUAAGACAGAAAGCGGAGGUGGACAAAUUGUCAGCCAGUCUACGGGCGGCCGCCGCGCAACAUGAGAGUGCCAAGCUAGCGCUGCAGCAACAACUUAAUGAUAGGAACAAAGAUGUUGAACUACUCCAACAAAGUGCGUCAUCAAGCGAAGAAAUUGAAGCUUACAAAUCAGAGAUUUUAAGUCUCAGAACUGAACUCGAACAGUCCAGACAGAAAGAACUGGAGUUAGAAACGUUAAAAGCUUCCAUGGAGGCUCUAGAAAUAGAACACAACACAGCAACAAAAGAACAAGAAGAAAAACUAACAACUGUCACCAAUGAAUUGAAGGAAACUACAGAAACUUUAGAGAAAAUCAAACAAGAGAAGGAAGAGAGAGAAGUAGAGUUGAGUAGAGUUAAAGAAGAGUUGGUAGGAUUACGGGAGAGCAGUGGAGAGGAGUAUAAAAAGGUAGUAGAAGAAAAGGAGGCGGCGUUGAAACAGGUAGCGGAGUUGCAGCAACAGCAUUUACAAGAAAAGGAGGAAAUAAGAGAAUUAAAUACUGAAUGCGAGAAAUUGAGACUUGAAAUGGCGACUAAAAGUCUUGAGUUCGAUAAUAAUAUUAGUGAAAAAGAAUCCAAAAUUAAGGAAAGUUUAGAUGAACUAGAAAAGUUGCGUGUCGAGUUGGAAAGUACUAAAACUGAUUAUGAAAGUAAAAUAAAUGAUAAUGCUACUGAGAUGUCUAAGCUUCAAGAAAGAAUUGAUGAGCUGGUUCAGUACCAAGUCUCAGCCGAAACUCUGAAAGCAGAACUGGCUAAAGAUGGAAAUGAACUAAGUAUAAAAGUAAAAGAACUAUUACAAGAAAAAGAAGAAAUACAAUCUAGUCUUCAAGAAAAGCUGACAGAAAUUUCUAGUCUUGAAACUAAGCUAAAAGAUUUAGAGGAAACUAAGAAUCAAGAAGUAAUGGAACUCAAAGACGAAAUACAGAAGACUAUUGAUGAAAAGAAUACAGAAUUAGAACGUCUACAAGCCGAGCUUGAAGAGAAAUCAGAGUUCGGCCAAAGACAACUAUCUGAAACCGAAAGUUUAUCUAAAAAUAUUCUUGAACUCGAAGCAACUAUAAAAUACACUAACAUUCAAUUACAGGAACAAAAGGCGUCAUACGAAAACCAACUAAAGGAUUGCAACUGUGAAAUAACAAUUCUAAAAGAAAAGCUACAAACAGUAACUGAGAGUAAAGACGAAAUCAUUGCUAACAUGAAGAUCAUGGUAGCUGAGAAAGAUGGCCAGGUUAUAGCACUAAACGUUGAAGUCACUCAGUUAGCCGACGAGAAUACUAGACUCAAGGAUGAAUUAAACGAAACACAGGCAGAGUUAGAAAUCGGAAGAAAUGAGUUUUUGACGUUGAGAGAAGAACACGAAAAUAUCGUGAACAUGAAUGAAAACAAUUUAAUCAUCAAAAAUCAAGAAUUGAGAGACUUGCACGACAAAAUAAAUGAACUUACAGCGCAGAAAACCGAAGUAGAACAAGAAAAAGUAAAAAUAUCAAAUGAGAUGAACUUGGAGAAAGAGGUAUUAGAAAGCAAAAUAUUGGAACUGACGGUUACUCAUGAUAACUUGAUCAAAACUCACGAGGAGGAGAAAUCCGAGAAAGAAGCUCAAGUGACUGAACUGAACAAUGAAAUAAGCAAUCUGAAGUCAGAGUUUGAGCAGUUCAAGGAUGAAAAAGAGAACGAGAUCCAUUCAUUGAACGAUAAAAUACAAAGCCAAGAAGCUAGUUUCAAUGAACAAGUUGCUUUGAAGGACGCAACUAUAGCUGAGGCCGAGUCAAAUAUACAAAAGCUGAAGGAUGACUUGGAAGAAUUACAGCAGCAAAAAUUGAAAGAGAAGGAAGAUAUGGAUAACAUAAUGUCUGAGAGAGAACGCGAGAGACAGUUGUUGGAGACUAGGCUAGGCCACGCGGAGAGUAAGAGAUUGAAUGCCGAGUGUGAAUUACAGGAUUUGUUGCAACACAAUACUGUGCUCGAAGCCGACUUAGCGGCUUUGAAAAGACAACUGGAAGAGGCGCAGAAGGCGUUGCAAAACCAGACAACGCGGCUAGUAACGUGCGCGGGUGAGGUAGCGCUCGAGGUUGCCAAUGGAGCGCUGGAGUCCUUCGAGAAUGGGCAGGCGGGCGACACCGUCACCGCGGCCGCUGACCUCGCUGCUAAAGCCUUGGACGAGCUGGCCAGGCACAUUGAAGUCUCCGGUAACGAGGAGUCGGUGUUGAAGUCUGCGAUGUUCGCAGCGCACAACACGGCGCAACUGUCUGCGUACGUCGCCGAUGUGAGCAACGUGUCCACUGAUAUAGCUCUAGCUGAAAAACUAAACACCGAAUGCCGAUCAAUGUUGAUGGCGACGAAGGAAUGCUUAGAAUCUAUAAAGGGUGGUAGUAUAGUGGGCUCGCAUUGCUCCGACGCGCGGAGUCGCGUGCGCAGCCUGAUGACGUCAGCCGCCGCCGCCGACCGCCUCAACAGCGGCGCCAGGAGCGUCGACGACGAACUCGCCGAUAUGGACAAAGCUAUUGAAGAGGCGGCCUCGCAGAUUGAGAACAUGCUAGCAGCGACUCGCGCCGGCAGUUCGGGAGUCAAACUCGAAGUCAACGGCAAGAUCCUGGACGCGUGCACCACUUUGAUGGGAGCCGUGAAGAUCCUCGUGCAGGACGCUCGCAAACUGCAGAAUGAACUGGGCGACCCCAAGACUAGGCAGAAAAUGUACCGAAAGAACCCGCAGUGGUCUGAAGGGUUGAUCUCAGCGGCUAAAGCUGUUGUAUUCGCUGCUAAACUGCUAGUGACGUCAGCAGACGAGGCAGUGGGUGCAUCGGGGCAGGUGGAGGGCGUGUCUGCGGCGGCGCACGAGGUGGCGGGCAGCACGGCGCAACUAGUGGCGGCGUCCAGGGCCCGCGCCCCGCCCGAGUCGCCCGCGCUGGCCAGACUCACGCAGGCCAGCCGGGCCGUCGCCUCCGCCACCGGAGCCCUCGUCGCCGCCGUCAAGGCUGGCUCAGCUCUUGUGCUCGAACAAGAGGCUCUAGACACGUCUGCCCUGUCCCUGACGGCGACCCGUCGCCUGGAGAUGGAGAGUAAGGUCCGGUCGCUGAAGCUGGAGACGGCGCUGGACGCCGAGCGCGCGCGACUGGCCGCGCUGCGGAAGAGGCACUACCAGCUCGCGCAACUAGAAGAGAACGGAAACGUGGAAAACGGCAAGGAUUGAUUGUUUCCUAAAGGUUACGAAUGAAAACGACCAACAACAGUUCGAUGGUUAACUACAAGUUUUAUUAAACUAUCAUUACCACGGUCCCGUUAAUUCUUUUUGAAGACAUUUUGUACUUGCAUUUUUAUAUACAUUAUAUUAUACAACGAAUUUUUUACAUCUUGCUUGCCGAUUGCUCAGUGUAGUCAGUUUAGUGACGAGCGAACGUCUUCCCGGCGGACGACAAUCAGUAAUAAUGAUAAUUAUACAAUUUACACUGUAACUAAUAGCAUUUUAAUCAAAUAAUUCACUACUAGGCGCUUAUUAGCCGACUACAUAAUAACUAAUGUAAUACCCACGAUAAUGUCUAUAUACAUACGUAUUUUUGUUAUAAUUAAUUAGAAUACAUACAAGGAAUUUCCUUUUCGGAAGUAAAUCAAUGAAAAUAUACCAAAAAAAAUUACAAAAUUAUUUUUAGCAGCAUGAUAUAAUUUUCGUCUUUUGGCCAAAGUAAUAAAAGAUUUCCUUGUCCUCUGUAUCCCAAUUGUGCACAUUCGCUCUUAACCGAGUCACAAAGUCAAAUAAAUUGAAUUGUUCGUAAUAAGAGUAAGUUAAAAGAAAAAAAUACUUCGAACGCAUUUUAUUGCUCAAAAAAUCAAUCUUAACGCCAUUGUUUUACGGUCGAUUAACCUCUGAACGCUCCAUCGCCAAGAGGAUAUACAUGAUUGAUAACAAUUAACUGAAUCGAUACUAAUGUUCAUAGAAUUGAUAGGUUGUAGUAUUGUAAUACCUUAGUGUGUUUAGAAAAGGACUGAGGCGCGCGUUAGGCUCGACAAGCCUUUAAACUGUACUGAUCCCCACGAUGGUUGAGUCUGCAUAAUCCCGAGACUUUAAGCUUUAAGCAACAAGACUAAGGAUCACCCACUGGAUAAGCUCUAUCUACCAGUAAUAAGGUUCACAUUUGUUUGAUACAAGUGCAUUAACUGGAACUUAUCUAUAGAUGGCAAAAAUGUGAAUUGUCUAUGUACCUUUAUGUAUAGAUGUUUUAUUAUUACUAAUUUAAUUGUUAAUUUACACAAUCGUGUGUUAUGAGACGCCCAUUGUUUACGAGUAGCCAAGCGUGUCAUCCACUCCGAUAGCCGAUACUAUUUCUAUAGAUUAAGUACCUACGUAAGCGUGUGAUCACAAUAAUAUGAAGCCCCUAGAAUAUCACACUAAUAUUAGCUGUUAUUGUAAGUGUAAUUUCAUAUAAAUGUACUAUUGAAUUGAUACCUACGUUCAGAUUCGCCUGCACGGCUCGUUUGUAUUAUUUAUUCCUUACGUUUUACAUUUACUAAUAAAUUAUACACAUGUGACACAAAUA